AUAAUAUUGUGUUGUUGAUUGUUUAUUACAGUGUUUAAGGUCGUUCCAACGGAAAUAAUGACAUCAUUAAUGGAGGUUGGUUAAUUUUGAUGAGGCCAGUUUUAAGACAACGGAAAAGGGAAAGUAAUAAGAGUCAUACCAAUAACUGUGUUUCAUGGUUUUUUUUCAUGCUUACACUUUCAGCAACAACAGCAACUAGGAAGAGCAACCAAAGAUCAACCUUUUUUUAUUUCGUCUUCUUUAUCAUCAUCACCAUUUUCAUCCUCUUUCUCUCUCUUUCUCUCUCUCUCUCUCUCUCUCUGUGUUUGUAUUUCUUACAAAAUCCAGUUACUCCAGCUAGUUGAUUUUACCAGCGUCAACGUAUUGGCAACAGCCAAAGGAAUCUGCUAAAAAUAAGAAAAGUUUCUCACUCAACUUCCCAUCAUUUUCAUCAUCAUCAUAACUUUCUCUUCUUUUUUCAUCUUUUAUCGUUAUUAUCAUCAUUCUCGUCUGUCUUUAGUAUGACUUUCAUUUGCGUUUUUCAAAUAUCAUAAUAAACAACAACAAAAACAGCAAUAGUAACAGCCGCAACCUCAAGUAUUGCUAUUGAUACUUCUUUCCAUAUUAUUACCAGUUUUUUUGUUCAUUUUUUACUUGUUAUUUAACCCGUUGUUUUGCUAUCGACUAAUAAAUACAUCAAUUUGAUUAGUUUUGAUAAUAACCAGUAAACAAGCAGCUCAAUCAACACUCACACUCAACACAUUCACCAUAAAUUGUUUAAUGACUUUAUUUUAAACAACUUCAAUUAUUGUGCUUAUGCUAAUACCAAUCUCCAAAAUUUAAACCUUUUUUAUCACAAGUUUAACCAGGAAAACCCUGAACCGGAAAAGCAAACCAGAAAGAAAUGGAUUUUUUACUUCAAAUUUUAUCGAUUUUCACAAUUAUUUUGUUCAACUUUACAGAUUUUGGAUUAACUCAAGGCUAUGAUUGUGCAUCACAAAUCCGUAAUGUUGAACAGCGAUGUAAAGAAGAGGCUUUUGGUUGGAUCAACUAUUCAGGUAUUGGUAAAGAAUGCUGUCGAAACAUUGCCUUAGAUAGAUGUAUGAAACAACGGGUGCCUCGAGAAUGUCAAUCAUUGGCAACCAAUUGGUUAUCACCAGAGCUUCGAAAUUGGAUUUACACGGCUUGUAACAACUUUAAUGAGCGUCGUUGUGAAGAACUAUUAUUUCACUGUAACCGUCAAAGAGAGGAAAGGAUUGCUGAUUGUACACGAAUUGGUCAAAAAACUUGGUCCGGGGAAAGUUUAAAGGAUCGAUGUUGUUUAAGCCAUAAUGUGGAGAAAUGCCUUAAAACCCGAAAUAUUGAUGAAUGCUAUGACAACUCAUACUCAUUGGCAACUUACCUUUCCCAAUCACGAGAUUACAGAUUGAGACAAAGCUGUGAUGAAUUUACCGAUAUUUCUGCCUGUGAGGAUAAUACAUGGACUAUCAUUUUAUUAGGAAUUCUGGUUCUUGUUUUAGCCAUUGUUUUAAUUGUUCUUUGUGUCUUCCUGGUUUUAUACUGUCUCAAAAGACGUCGAACCAAGUAAUGUUUUUAAAGGAACGAAAAACGGAAUUUUUUUUCUUUUUUUGUCAACCCAUCCCAACUAAAACCACUGGACUUUAUCAUUUUUAAAUUAUGGGUCGUCAUGUUAAUAUAAAUGUAACCAAACCAAACCAUCAAAAAUAAGACAAUUCAUGUAAUGAAAAUAAUAUCAAUUUCUCGCUCCUUUUCAUUAUUUUCUCUUUUUCCUCCAAUCUAUGUAUCUUACCUCUUUUAAUAUCAAAGUGUUCAUGCUAAACAAAAACAUAUUCAUUCAGAAAAACGAGAGUUGAAUUGAUCUUUCGUUGAGAUUUUGAUGAUUGUAACAACCAUUUCUUGUUAGCUCUAUUAACUUAAUCGAAAACAUUGCCCACUGUUUCAUGCAAUCAACAACAAUCAAAUUACCAAAACCUACAAAUGUUGUUAUAAAACUUUUAUCUUUUGAUUAUUAAAAACUUGUUCAGAAGAUUCA
Messenger RNA from Tetranychus urticae (two-spotted spider mite), 2032 nucleotides. RefSeq lists its product as uncharacterized. NCBI's taxonomy places the organism in Eukaryota, Metazoa, Arthropoda, Arachnida, Trombidiformes, Tetranychidae. The record is from RefSeq and is a predicted model, not a curated record.